Emiliania huxleyi CCMP1516 is the source of this 642-nucleotide messenger RNA. Its product is annotated as light harvesting protein. The transcript has 3 exons. Lineage: Eukaryota; Haptophyta; Isochrysidales; Noelaerhabdaceae. Gene Ontology annotation, cellular component: membrane. The record is from RefSeq and is a predicted model, not a curated record. Gene Ontology annotation, biological process: response to light stimulus; photosynthesis, light harvesting in photosystem I. The coding region runs from base 1 to 642 and encodes 213 amino acids.
AUGGACUACUCCAAGGAGGAGCUCGCCACUGCGCUGAACCCGGUCGUCGGCUACUUUGACCCGCUCGGCCUCGCGACGGCCGACUUCUGGUCGCAGGGCAACGAGGCGACGUGGGGCUGGCUGCGGCACGCUGAGAUCAAGCACGGGCGCGUCGCGAUGUUCGCCUUUGUCGGCUACAUUGCCCAGUACAACGGACUCCACUUUGGCUUCCCGCUCAGCCUGCCCGAGUCGCCGUCGUACGCCGCGGGCCUGACGCCGCCGGAGCAGUGGGACGCGCUCCCGCUGCUCGCAAAGGCGCAGAUCUUCACCUUCAUCGGCUUCCUCGAGUUCUGGAGCGAGCUCGGCAUGGAGACGCACUACAUGAAGGGCGGCAGGCCGGGUGACUACCCUGACUUUCCCAAGGCGGGCGUCAUCCCCGUCACUCCCGUCAAGGUCUUCAACCUGUACGACCCGUUUGGCUUCGCGGGCAAGAGGUCCGAGGAGCAGAAGGCCAAGGGCCUCCUCGCCGAGAUCAACAACGGCCGCGCAGCGAUGAUCGGCAUCAUGGCGUUCCUCGCCGAGCAAAAGAUCCCCGGGUCCGUGCCGUGGGGGCCGCACCUCAAGCCGUACGCGGGCGAGGUGAUGGCGCCCUUCAUGUCGUGA